AUGAACCGAGUAAAAGAAUAUAGACGCCGAAAAUCGAUCGAGCGAAAGGAGUACCUUAUUGCCAAGUCCGCCAAGUCCACCGCAUCGAAGGAAAAAGCCAGAUAUUGGGAAUGUCCUAGAAGAGUACGAAUUGAAGCGGAAAAUAAUGUUUCGCCUCCGCGUGACAUCGUAAUUGUGCAGGAAAUCGAACAAGAGCGGGAGGAACAAACGCAGAAAGAAGAUAUAGAGUCUGAAGAGGAGGAGAAGGAGGAGGAGGAGGAGGAUAAUGAGAACAUUGACGAUGACAAUGUCGAUAAUGGUGAUGAUACCGAUGAUAAUGCUACUGAUAAUAAGGAGCAGAACAACACAAAUGUUGAGAAUAGCCUUGAUGACAACGGCGAUGAUGGGGAGCAGGAGAAAAUACGUAAUAAGGAAGAAAUAAUUCAGGAAGCAAUGGAGGAAGAAAAAAAUAGAUAUUACGCACCUCUUGAAAAUGAAGUACAAACUGGCGGUGCUGAUCAUCCUACAUCGCGACAUACAAGGGAAGAAAACGCGCCCUUAGAAGAAGAAUUCUCGCAAAAUUUCGAGAAUUCCAUCAAUGAUGAACAGCAGCAGCAGCAGUAG
Messenger RNA from Trachymyrmex septentrionalis, 603 nucleotides. Its product is annotated as glutamic acid-rich protein-like. NCBI's taxonomy places the organism in Eukaryota, Metazoa, Arthropoda, Insecta, Hymenoptera, Formicidae. The transcript is spliced from 4 exons. The record is from RefSeq and is a predicted model, not a curated record. Bases 1 to 603 code for a protein of 200 amino acids.